UAGAAAAUUUGCUGUGAACCAUCUAAAGCCGAAGCGCAGACUAUCUGUUCGACGAAAUGUCCCGCAAGAAAGCCAAAGUUGACGCUGUCGAGGGAGAUGAUGCUGCCGCCGAUGACCGUCUCAGCGCCCUCCCGGACGAGCUCAUCCACAAGGUCAUGUCGUUCCUGAGGGCAUGGGAGGUGGCUCGCACCUGCGUGCUCUCGCGCCGCUGGUGCAACCUCUGGGCUUCUGCGCCCUGCAUCGACCUCCGGGUCUGUUGCAAAGCCCGCCACCGCCCGCUCCCCAUGCAACUCGCCAGGUUCGCCAACCACUUCUUGCUCCUGCGGGAGGUGUCUGCGCCGUUGGACACACUCCGGCUCCUGUCCAGCCCCACCCGUAACGAAACUCUGUACUACCCUUACACUCACAGCCCCGAAUAUGACGACGACGGGGAGGAUUACUGCAGUACGGAUGUCGAAAUGUGGAUCCGUGCUGCCAUUAACCGUGGUGCUCGGUUUAUCCAGCUUAGUCAACAUCCAAGGGAUGAGGCCUUCUCUGAUCUUAGGAGCGUGCCCGUCAUCUCUUGCCACCUGAAACACCUGCACCUAUCGGGUACAAUAUUGCAUGACAAGACAUUAAGACAGCUCUCUUCUCAGUGCCCCUCUCUGGAAGUCCUGGAGCUCAAGGAGUGCUUCCUGGAUGGCCCCCAGAUAUCGUCUGCCUCACUUAUUAGUUUGACCAUGGUCGAGUGCAGGAUCAUGGUGGACCUCUCCGUCGCUGCUCCUAACCUCAUAUCGCUGCACUGUGUCUGUCCGUACCACCGUGCUCCUUCAUUCGAAAACAUGGCGUCUCUGGCCACGGGCACCAUCAUGCUUAAUGACUCUUUCUUGCAUGAUAAGUUCGAAUACAAGUACAAAGAUCUCAAUCCAGAUGUAUUUGAGUGUGACAGCGACGAUGGCAAUGACUCAAAUGAUGAUAACUAUGAUAGUGAUGCUGAUAGCGGCUUGAGUACCUGUGAAGGAUUCUAUGGUGCUAACGUUUUGGGUGGCCAAAAUGUUAUCUGCAGCCUUUCAAAUGCUACAAGUUUGGAGCUGAUAGCUGAUGCCGGAGAGGUGAUCCUGAGUAGGGAAUUGGAAAUCUGCCCAAUUUUUAGCAACCUGAAGGCGCUAUCCCUUGGUGAAUGGUGUAUGGCUGCUGACCUGCAUCCAUUAGUUUUAUUCCUGCAGCAUGCUCCAAAUCUGGAGAGGCUUUUUCUUAAACUUAAAAUGGAUCAUGAGGAAAUAGAAGAGAAUAUCAAUCCAGAGGGUAGUUCAUUUGCUUGCAAAAACCUUGCAACAGUCAAGAUAAAAUGUCACAAGGAGGAUGAAAGAGUUCAUGUGUUAGCACAGUUCUUCGUGGCUAAUGGCAUAGCCAUGGAAAAGAUAUCUGUCGAUCACCGUCCGACUCGCGUCACUCGCCAAACUUGCCAAUCGUUGGCCCUAAGACGCUGAUGUGCCGAACUGCAGUUUGGGCGAUGAUUACUGUCAUAUUCUCCCACGAGGCACAGAUCACGGCUGCACAACUUGAAUAGAGUUUCUGAUCACGGCUGCACAACUUGAAUAGAGC
Messenger RNA from Lolium perenne, 1584 nucleotides. RefSeq names its product MEIOTIC F-BOX protein MOF-like. The record is from RefSeq and is a predicted model, not a curated record. Lineage: Eukaryota; Viridiplantae; Streptophyta; Magnoliopsida; Poales; Poaceae. Gene Ontology annotation, molecular function: protein binding.